GCUUCUGACCCAGCUGUCAGGGGACUCGGCGAACAGUCUGCAGUUUCUGGAGCUGCUCUGAGGUAUCUGGGAUCCGCUGGGCUGGGAGUCUAGCUCGUGAGGCUCCGGCAUCCCAAUGUCCGUGGGUGGCCCGCCAGGGCGGCCAGCCCUGCUCUCCCUGCUUUUGGUGGCAGCGAUGCCUUUCUCCUGCUCAGCCGUAUCCACAGAUGAAGCACGAGUGCAGCUGUUGAUGAGAGAGAAGAUGAUGCAGCUGGGGGGGCAGCUGGUGCUGACCGAGCAGGAGGAGCUGGCCAACGGGAGGCUCAUGGCCCUCAAAAAGGCCGAGAUGGCACAGGCCAUGAAGAGCCAGAAUUUCCCUCCCAGCAUGCACUUCUUCCAGGCCAAGGAUCUCAUCGAGAAAAGUGAGGUGUUUAAUCUCCUGAAGAAGAUGCCAAAAGGGGCUGCCUUACACGUCCACGACUUCGGCAUCCUGAGCAUGAACUGGCUGGUGAAGAAUGUCACCUAUAGGCCCCACUGCCACUUCUGUAUCACCCCGAAGGGGGCCCUGAAGUUCAAAUUUGCUUAUCCAACACCCCCCACCCCAAUGCCAGCAGAGUGUUCAGAGUGGGUUCUGCUGGAGAAGUAUCGAAAGGAGAUUCAGAACGUCACUGAGUUUGACAACGGACUGCUAAAGAAUUUCACUCUGAUGACUGAGAACCCCGACGUGGAUUAUGCAAACCAAAAUAUCGUCUGGUCCAAGUUUCAAACGAUCUUCUUCACAAUCUCUGGCCUUGUCCACUAUGCACCAGUGUUCAGAGACUAUGUCUUCCAGGCCCUGGAGGAGUUCUACCAGGACAAUGUGCUCUACCUGGAGCUCAGAGCCAUGCUGUUCCCGGUGUAUGAACUGAAUGGGACCAUCCAUAGUCAAGAGUGGUCAGUGAGGACUUACAGAGAAGUGGCUUCUUUGUUUGCAAAAGAGCAUCCCGGGUUUAUUGGAAUCAAACUCAUUUAUUCGGAUCACAGAAUAAAAAAUGUGUCCUUCAUCGUGAAAUCCGUCCAAACAGCCAUGAUGCUUCGAGCCAUGUUCCCCAGGAUGGUGGCGGGGUUUGACCUGGUGGGGCGUGAGGACACUGGCCACUCCUUGUAUGACUACAGGGAGGCUUUGAUGAUUCCCACCUUGCAUGGCGUUAAACUGCCUUACUUUUUCCAUGCUGGAGAGACAGACUGGCAGGGUACUUCCAUAGACAGAAACCUUCUGGAUGCUCUACUACUGAACUCUACCAGGAUUGGCCAUGGAUUUGCUUUGACCAAACACCCAGCAGUCUGGGCUGACUCCUGGAAGAAGAACAUCCCCAUAGAAGUCUGUCCCAUCUCCAACCAGGUUCUGAAACUGGUGUCUGACUUGAGAAACCAUCCUGCCGCUGUUCUGAUGGCCACUGGGUACCCCAUGGUGAUCAGCUCUGAUGACCCAGCUGUCUUUGGUGCCAGAGGCUUAUCCUAUGAUUUCUAUGAGGCCUUCAUGGGCAUUGGGGGAAUGGCGGCCGAUCUGAGGACACUCAAACAGCUGGCCAUGAACUCUAUCAAGUUCAGCACCUUGUUGGAUAUUGAUAAAAAGGCUGCCAUGAAAACCUGGGAGGAGAAAUGGAAUAUGUUUGUAGCCGACCUGGCAAGGAGGCCAAAGGGAGAAGCUAGCCGUUUAUUACCCUAGUCCUCUGCUCUCCUCUGCAAGCUGUUCUCACCUUCCAUCAGUAAUGCUUGAACCCACUUCAGUGUAGUUGCUACCUCCAUUUCUUCAUCAGAACUAACCUCAUGGAGGUCAUCAAUGGCCUCCACAUUGCUUGACCUCUCAGAAACACUUAAACAGUCUACCAAAGUCAUCUUUUUGAAAUAUCCUUUUCUCUCAACCUCAGUGACAUCAACUCUUUUGGUUUCCUCCUUUCUCUCUGGCCAUUGCUUCCAGGGUGCCUUUUCCAGAUGCUCUUCUCUAUCAGAUCUCUGUGUUGCAUUUCCUCAGGGCUUAGUUUUGCCUUUCCUCUGUUCAUGUCUCUCCUUCUCUCCUCUUGUUUUCUCUCUCACUCUAUAGUCUUUUCCUAGGUAGUCUCAUCCACUCCUUUGCUUUUAAAUACCAUUUAUUUGCUGAUGAUUACCAAUUUAUUUAUUCAUUUGGAAGGUUCACAGGAAUCUCAAAACCUACUAUGUACAAUUCUGAACUCUCAAUCUCUUCCCUUUCAACCUUUUCCUGAUCUUUCUCAUCUUGGUAAAUGGCAUCUCCAUCCAUUCCACCCAGUUGCUCUACGUAGAAUUUUUCAGUGAAAUUCUUGAUACUGCUCUCUCUCCUGUUCCCUACAUCAAAAUGUAUCUUGACUCCUCCAUGCCUCUCUAUCUGUAUUGCUGUUGGCUGAGUUCAAGCCACUAUCACUUCUUGUCUGAGUUACAAUAGCCUCUUAACUGAUCUCUCCUUUCUUCUCUUUGCCUUCUUCAUUUCAUUUUUCACAGAGCAAUGACUUUUCAGAAAUUAAAUCAGGUUACUAAUGGCUUACAACUCAGUGCACUUAGAAAAACCCAAAUGUUUCAACAGGGCAUAUAGCAUCCUCUUUAACCUGGAUCCCUUCCAGCAUCAUUCUACCCCGGUCUCCUCUAGUGUACCAGAUUCUGUCCACACUGGUCCUUUGUUUCUCAAAUAUCCCAAACUCUAUGCUGCAUCAGAGUCUUUUUCUCAUUCUCUCUGCCUGGGAUAGUCUUUCUUUCCACUUUUGUCUAACUGACUCCUGUUUACCCUUCAGGUUUCACCUUUAAUGUCACUGUCUCAGAAGUUUCCUAGACCCCUAACCUGUUAAUAUCUCUCAUGGCACCUUGCUUUUUUCCUUCAUGACUCUUAUCAUAAUUUGUAAUUAUAUAUUUAUUUCUCUGUUUAUGGUUUCCCUCCACCAGAGUGUAAGAUCCAUGUGGGCAGGUACUAAUGAUUGUUUCCUGUACACUGUGAACCCAGAGCCUAACUCCAUGCCCCAAACCUAGUCAGUACUCAAUAAAAGAUAUGUUAAAUGAAUGGA
Messenger RNA from Callorhinus ursinus (northern fur seal), 3029 nucleotides. It is a transcript of the gene ADA2, whose product is annotated as adenosine deaminase 2. Gene Ontology annotation, biological process: inosine biosynthetic process; adenosine catabolic process. NCBI's taxonomy places the organism in Eukaryota, Metazoa, Chordata, Mammalia, Carnivora, Otariidae. Gene Ontology annotation, molecular function: adenosine deaminase activity. The record is from RefSeq and is a predicted model, not a curated record.